This is a messenger RNA of Panicum virgatum (switchgrass), 1643 nucleotides long. RefSeq lists its product as uncharacterized. Gene Ontology annotation, molecular function: rRNA (uridine-N3-)-methyltransferase activity. Lineage: Eukaryota; Viridiplantae; Streptophyta; Magnoliopsida; Poales; Poaceae. The record is from RefSeq and is a predicted model, not a curated record. The transcript is spliced from 4 exons. Bases 1 to 1410 code for a protein of 469 amino acids. Gene Ontology annotation, cellular component: cytoplasm. Gene Ontology annotation, biological process: rRNA base methylation.
AUGGCCGUGGUGGUGGCCGCGCCGGUGGAGAUGGGGCUCGAUGCGGAGGCGGGACGCGGCGGGGCCGGGGGUGAGAUGCCAUUGGAGGUCGCUGGGAAUGAGGUGGUGCCGCCGGUCGAGGUCGGCGGGGAGGGGGUGCUGCCGCCGGUCGAGAGAAGGAGAAGGGGGAAGGGGGUGAAGUGGCUGGGGCAUUACUCCUCCGCGCAGGACAUACUGCUCGUCGGCGACGGGGACUUCUCCUCGCUGGCGCUGGCCACCGCGUUCGGCUCCGGCGCCAACCUCGUGGCCACGUCCCUCGACACCUACGAGGAUCUGAAGGACAAGUACAGCAAAGCAGAGUCAAAUCUAACAGAGCUGAAAAGAUUGGGUGCCACAUUGUUGCAUGGCGUUGACACGAAAAAAAUGAAGUUGCACCCUGACUUGAAGAACAGAAAAUUUGAUCGAAUUAUCUUUAAUUUUCCUCAUGCUGGCUUCAAAGGAAAAGAAGACGACUUGCAUAUGAUCAACUUGCACAGGGAGCUGGUGCGGGGCUUCUUCAACAACGCGCUUUACCUUCUUCGGCCUUAUUGUGAAAUCCAUAUUAGGCACAAGACAGGAGGGGCGUAUGACAGAUGGGAACUUGAAGACCUAGCUUCCAAGGCUUCUCUUAUUCUGGUUGACAAAGUCGCUUUCCGACAGGAAGAUUACCCAGGGUAUAACCAAAAGAGAGGAGAUGGUGCAAGGUGCGAUGAAGCUUUCGAUCUAGGCACAUGUUUCACAUUCAAGUUCCGGAUCAGAGACUAUCGGAAGAAACUGAAUGAAAACAUGACUAGUUCAAUCUCAUUCCUUGGAAGCAUGACCCAAGCAACUGAAACAGGCCCAUUUCACCUGUUUCCGCCUGAUGAAGCUUGGCCUCGGCAACAUCUUCCUCCACCACUUACCACAGUUCAAAUGCCGAUAGCUCUGGAGCCUUACAGGGUUGCUCAAAGGCAAUAUCCGGAUUUUAGACUGAACUUUGAUGGCAUAGUGAGAGACCCGUAUAAUCAUCAACAGGGCAAUGCCCAGCCAAUGAUCAGAACUCCACAGCCAUCUCUGAGGGCUCUGCCCGAUCCAGGCGGCACCAUUCGCCCACCUAUGAGCAGAAUCCCAUGUCCUGAUCUCCUUGCACCUGAGGAGCCUUGGUAUCGACAUAAACCUACUGCUGAUGCUCGAGGGAGGGAUCACUCUUGCAGCGCGUGGGAACACCCGUGGAGUCUGCAUAGGGAACACCAGCGGGGUCUGCAGAGGGAGUGUGAAAUGCAGGGACUGGUGAUGCCCGCGGCGACCAGCUUGAGACAUUUGGCAUUGUUGGAACGUCAACAGAGUUACAGGGAGUUUGUUCAGAAGGAGCAGCUGCGAAGAAUGGUUGCGUUGUAUGGUUGUAUGCCGUGAAGUGUCUUUGGGAGGUGUAUGUGUAGAGCUCCAGAAUAGAGGAGCCGGGGCUUUCCAAAUCACACUUACUAUGUUCGGUGUGACCAGUCAUGGGUCAUCAGAGUUUUGUGUUCCAGACUUCCAGGCGUGAUCACUCACUCAUCAGUGUUUUGUGCCCUGGGCUUGUACAUUUUCCUAUUAACUGUUUACUCUGGUUCUGGCUGACAUGAGGAACUGACUUACUAGCAUGCAUA